AUGGGUCUCAAGAAAAAGAAAAACGUUAUUGUUUUAACGUGUUUUAUGGUUGCUUGUUUCAUCAUGUAUCAGCUGUAUUUCUUUUUAACUAUAACCUCAGAGACUAACAAUAAUAUCGUGGUGCCGGUGCUGGAUCACGAGAAUCUUAAGGACUUGCUACACUUGCGUUCUGAAGACGACAAAUAUAUAAAUGAGCACGGUAUGAUACGUGGUAUCUACUACACAGACGUGAAGACUUACCGGCCAGAUUCAAACAAUGAAUUCAAAUGUAAAACUAGUCAUCAAAAAAUUUCCUUCGAUCAAGUUAACGAUGAUUACUGUGAUUGUGAAGACGGAACAGACGAACCUAGCACAGCGGCAUGUCCUGAUGGCAUCUUUUACUGUGAUACACAAUACCCUAGGAGUGAAAUUUUAUCAGUGCCGUCGAAUAAGGUAAACGAUGGUAUAUGUGACUGUUGCGACGGUUCCGAUGAGUGGCUCCACGGUAAAGAUGAUAAAAUCUUGAGCCAAAGUUCACAAAAACACUAUAGAUAUUAUGUAGCCAAGUGCCCUGAUUACUGUAACAAAUGAAAUCGCUCAAUUCGUUUAAGAUAGCUGUAUAUAUUUACUGUAGCUGUAAACAGUAAUGUGUUAAAACUCAUGGUAGUCAUACAUUUUAGUGAGAAGAACCAAAAUAUGAUAAAUUAGUGCACUUAAUCUACGUUUUCUAUCUUAACUUGAUAAGGCAGAUAAAUGGAUAAAGUUAUCUUAAUCGUAAGCGACUAUAUCUAAUAAGAUUUUUUUUCAUGGUCAUCAUGAACACUUUUGAUUCUAUGAGACUGACUGAUUAUUAUGAUCUCAACGACCAUGGAGUCUAUAACUUUGUUGAAUUAUCAGUAGUACCAAAAUAACAACUGAGAAAAGUCCCAUAGAGUCAAAACUACAUAUCAAAUAAGUUAUUGUAAAUAGUUAAAGGUUUGCCUUGGCAUGGUUAUAUUGGUGGCUACUUUAUCAAAGGAGAAUAAAAGAUUAACUUGCAGCAUAA
Messenger RNA from Melitaea cinxia (Glanville fritillary), 1024 nucleotides. Its product is annotated as glucosidase 2 subunit beta. The coding region runs from base 1 to 570 and encodes 189 amino acids. The record is from RefSeq and is a predicted model, not a curated record. Gene Ontology annotation, cellular component: glucosidase II complex. Gene Ontology annotation, biological process: N-glycan processing. The transcript has a single exon. Lineage: Eukaryota; Metazoa; Arthropoda; Insecta; Lepidoptera; Nymphalidae.